Messenger RNA from Gadus chalcogrammus (walleye pollock), 2085 nucleotides. RefSeq lists its product as uncharacterized. The transcript has 18 exons. Gene Ontology annotation, molecular function: protein binding; RNA binding. Lineage: Eukaryota; Metazoa; Chordata; Actinopteri; Gadiformes; Gadidae. The record is from RefSeq and is a predicted model, not a curated record. The coding region runs from base 141 to 2075 and encodes 644 amino acids.
UAUCCGUCUAUACCGACAUGCAGACAUAGCGCCGGGAACGUCGUGUCGCGCCCACUGCAUGCGUACUUUUAAUAUACUAUUAGAAGCAAUAUACAGCUCUUUACACGCUGUAAACAUAGUGUUUGUGAUUUAAAUCAAACAUGGACAACGUUGAGGCGAAUAUGUUCAUCAUGCGUAAAGAAAUUUUGACUACCAUAGCCGACAUGGUGCGAUUACACCAGAGUCCCCCUGUACACCAUAGCAUGUUUGGGGGGAUGGGGUCGGACAGCGGCCCGCACUGGGAAAUUGACCCGGAAGGUGACGACGAGUAUACAACAUACUUGCCCGAUGGCAACGGCUCCUACAUCAGAAUGCCACCCGAAAGAUACAAUAGUCAACUGUACCCAGAGGCGUUCAACCCCAAAAGAGCCAACCCCCUUCCUAAGCCACAGUAUACCCCCGCAGAGCCCGACCCCACUCAAGUCCAAAAGCAAGACAAGAAAGUCAAAGCCAAGUCGGAGAAGAAGCGUAUUAAGAAACGGAGACAGAAGGAGAGGAAACGUCUCGAGAAGCUCAAGCGAGAACAGCAAAAGCCAAAGAAGAAUACAGAGGAAAACGGAGAGACGAAGAAGGCCGAUAAGGCGACCACGGCUCCGGUGUCGGGCGGUCAGAGCUCCUCUGGUGACUCAGACUCCAGCGACUGCAGCGACGACAGCGAGGAGGAGGAAGAGGAGGAGGAGGAGGAGUCGUCCGAGAGCGAAACUGAGGAGUUGGAUCUGAGCAGCAGCUUCGUGAACAAAGCCGCUCUUAUUUUGAAGAGGAAGCUGGAGCAGAAGGAACCCAAAUACAAGCCAGAGAGGAAGGAGGAGAAAAAGGCGCAAGUAAAACCAGUGGCCGAACCCACUAAGGACAAACCCGUCCGUGCGGUGCCCGACGCUACGAAGGCUGUCCUUAAUAAAGAUAUAUCUGCAGCCCCCAUCAAUAAUAAUCCCACCUAUGAGGAUAAUGUGAAAAUAAGUACAGAACUUGCAAUGCUGGGAAAUCAGCAUGCAAGUGCUGGCCGUUACGAUAUGGCUGUGCAAUACUUCACAGCCGCUAUUAAAUACAACCCGAAGGAGUUCAAGCUGUUUGGCAAUCGCUCCUUCUGCUUCGAGAAGCUGCAGGAGUAUGAGAAGGCGCUGACGGACGCCCAGCUGUCCAUCAACAUGUCGCCGGGCUGGGACAAAGGCCUGUACAGGAUGGGGCGCGCUCUCGUGGGCCUUAAGCGCUACGAGGAGGCGGCCAACACCUAUAAAGAGGUGCUCAAGCUGGACAGCUCCUGCACCGAAGCUGCCCAGGAAUUGAUGCGCGUCCAGAUCGCACAGCUCAUGGAGGCUGGCUUCACGCGGGAGCAGAGCUCCAACGCUUUAAUAAUCCACGGUACCAUGAGCAAAGCCAUGGAGGUGUUGUCCAAGCUGAAUCCAAGCAAUACAGGAACCAUAUAUAAAGCUCCCGUACUUCCACCCGCCGUCAGUGAAGUCCCCCCCAGGGCCGCGUCGGCCCCGCCCAGGGCCGCUGUGUUCUCCCCUGGCCCCCCCAACACCCUCCCCUCUGCGUUCCCGGCUGAACACCAGCAAUCCCCCGUUAGGAAACCCUUCACCCAGAACACUCCCCACGUAGGGCCCAAGGCGGCUCAUAACCCCCCCCCCGCUGUGAAGACCGGCCAGGAGGCUCCUAAGCCCCCUGCCGGGGAAUUGUUUCCGAUUUGGGUGGGAAACCUUCUCCCUACUGCAACCGUGUCCAGUCUCUCUGACCUCUUCAGUGGUGUCGGGAAGGUCCACAGUAUUAAGCUUUUAAGCGGCAAACGGUGUGCCUUCAUCAACUUCACCACACAGGAGCCCUGCGACCGAGCCAUCCGUCAGUACCACGGCUAUGAUCUGAUGGGCAGUAGGCUGUGCUUGCGGUACCCAGACCGGAUCCCCCCGGGCAUGGGCAUCUCCCGGGCGGCCCUGAAGGCCGAGCCCCUGCAGGAGGAACUUUACUGGCAGAGAAGAGAGAGGAGAGCGGCGGCAGCAGGAGGAAGUGAGCCCCCCCACCCCCCACCACCACGAUCCUGAACCCCCCCAC